Molecule: messenger RNA, 8412 nt
Organism: Mirounga angustirostris (Northern elephant seal)
Lineage: Eukaryota; Metazoa; Chordata; Mammalia; Carnivora; Phocidae
Gene: MDGA1
Product: MAM domain containing glycosylphosphatidylinositol anchor 1
Exons: 17
Coding region: 1057-3924 (955 amino acids)
Biological process (GO): homophilic cell-cell adhesion; synapse organization
Cellular component (GO): plasma membrane; axon; neuronal cell body
Molecular function (GO): axon guidance receptor activity; protein binding
Source: RefSeq, a predicted model, not a curated record
CGGAGCGCUCACGCGGCCCCGAGCCCAGCGGCCGCUGCGCCCGGGAGCCCGGCCCGGCCCCGCCCGCUCGGGGCCCCCGCCGGCCGAGGCCGCCGGGCGGGGGCGGGGACGACCAACUUGGGGCGCGGCGCAGCCCCGCUCUCCCGAGAGCAUCGAGCGCGGGAGCGCCACGGCGGCGGCCAGACGGCGGGAGCGAAGCGCGGCGAGCGGAGGCGGCGAGCGGCGCCCGCGCCGCAGCCCCGGCCUCGCCGAGAGCGCGAAUAUUUUUCAAACGACUCAAACUUUCCUCCUUUCCCCGCUUUCUGGGGUCUCUCUUGGCUGGAAUUGCUCUCCUGAUUCCCGCGGGGGCGCCGGGGCGCGAUUCCUCCCCGGGGUUCCUCGGUGGCUCGGUUAACUUCGCGGACCUGGGGACCCGUGGCUCUCGCCCCGCGGCCGAACCCAGCCAGCGCUGCUCCCCCGCUCAGGAGGGCCGGGGGCCGGGGCUCCUUCGCCUCCGGGAGGGCGCCCAACCCGGCCCGCUUGGGUCGGGCUACUGAGACCCCAGCGCCCGCCGCAGGACUGGUGACAGCGGAUUAACCCCGAGCGAAGUCCGGGCCUUCCCGUCCCCGCUCCGCGGAGAGGCGUCCCCUGGGCGGGGAAACGACAAGUUUGUCAGUCGUCGGUGGCCUGUUGGAUCGAAGCGCCCCCGCCGCCGCAGAGGGGUCCCUGGCGCCCAGCACACGGAGCAGACAGCCCUGGGGACCCCGGGCGCAUCGGCGGCCGGGCUCCUCGGGCCGGGGCGCUGGCUGCUGCGCCGGGCGCGCCAAGGCACCCGGGGCCGGGCCAGCGCCCCCUGCGUCCCCACGCGGGCAGCGGCCCCGCCAGAGGAGAAACCCGGGUCGCCGCCGCCGCCACCGCCGCCUCCUCAGUCUCCUGGUCUCCGUCGCCGCCGCCGCCCCCUCCGUCGCCUCUCGGGGGACGGGGGGACGCAGGGGGCAUCGCGGGGCCCCGGCGGAUGAGCCCCCUGCCACCUCUCGGGCUGCGCCGCCUCGCGGGGAUGAAGCACCGGCCGUGAAGAUGGAGGUGACCUGCCUUCUACUUUUGGCCCUGAUCCCCUUCCACUGCCGGGGACAAGGAGUCUACGCUCCUGCUCAGGCUCAGAUUGUCCACGCCGGCCAGGCAUGUGUGGUGAAGGAGGACAACAUCAGCGAGCGUGUCUACACCAUCCGGGAGGGGGACACUCUUGUGCUGCAGUGCCUUGUCACGGGGCAUCCUCGGCCCCAGGUGCGCUGGACCAAGACUGCGGGCAGCGCCUCAGACAAGUUCCAGGAGACAUCGGUGUUCAACGAGACGCUGCGCAUCGAGCGCAUCGCGCGCACGCAGGGCGGCCGCUACUACUGCAAGGCGGAGAACGGCGUGGGCGUGCCCGCCAUCAAGUCUAUCCGCGUGGACGUGCAGUACCUGGACGAGCCCAUGCUGACGGUGCACCAGACGGUGAGCGAUGUUCGAGGCAAUUUCUACCAGGAGAAGACAGUGUUCCUGCGCUGUACUGUCAACUCCAACCCGCCUGCCCGCUUCAUCUGGAAGCGGGGCUCCGACACCCUGUCUCACAGCCAGGACAAUGGGGUCGACAUCUAUGAGCCCCUCUACACCCAGGGGGAGACCAAGGUCCUGAAGCUGAAGAACCUGCGGCCCCAGGACUAUGCCAGCUACACCUGCCAGGUGUCUGUACGCAACGUGUGCGGCAUCCCGGACAAGGCCAUCACCUUCCGGCUCACCAACACCACGGCACCACCAGCCCUGAAGCUGUCUGUGAAUGAAACUCUGGUGGUCAACCCGGGGGAGAAUGUGACGGUACAGUGUCUGCUGGCAGGCGGCGAUCCCUUACCCCAGCUGCAGUGGUCCCACGGGCCGGGCCCGCUGCCCCUGGGUGCUGUGGCCCGGAGUGGCACCCUCAGCAUCCCUUCAGUGCAGGCCCAGGACUCUGGCUACUACAACUGCACGGCCACCAACAACGUGGGCAACCCUGCCAAGAAGACGGUCAACCUGCUGGUGCGAUCCAUGAAGAACGCUACGUUCCAGAUCACCCCAGAUGUGAUCAAAGAGAGUGAGAACAUACAGCUGGGCCAGGACCUGAAGCUGUCGUGCCAUGUGGAUGCAGUACCCCAGGAGAAGGUGACUUACCAGUGGUUCAAGAACGGCAAGCCGGCACGCAUGUCCAAGAGGCUGCUGGUGACCCGAAAUGACCCCGAGUUGCCUGCCGUCACGAGCAGCCUAGAGCUCAUUGACCUGCACUUCAGCGACUAUGGCACCUACCUGUGCGUGGCUUCCUUCCCAGGAGCACCUGUGCCUGACCUCAGCGUCGAGGUCAACAUCUCCUCUGAGACAGUGCCUCCCACCAUCAGCGUGCCCAAGGGCAGGGCCGUGGUCACAGUGCGGGAGGGCUCGCCCGCCGAGCUGCAGUGUGAGGUUCGAGGCAAGCCGCGGCCGCCGGUGCUCUGGUCCCGCGUGGACAAGGAGGCUGCGCUGCUGCCCUCGGGGCUGCCCCUGGAGGAGACCUCGGACGGGAAGCUGCGGCUGGAGCACGUGAGCCGCGACAUGAGUGGGACCUACCGCUGCCAGACGGCUCGGUAUAAUGGCUUCAACGUGCGCCCCCGCGAGGCCCAGGUGCAGCUGAACGUGCAGUUCCCGCCGGAGGUGGAGCCCAGCUCCCAGGAUGUGCGCCAAGCGCUGGGCCGGCCCGUGCUGCUGCGCUGCUCGCUGCUGCGGGGCAGCCCCCAGCGUAUCGCCUCGGCCGUCUGGCGCUUCAAAGGGCAGCUGCUGCCUCCGCCGCCCGCUGUCCCCGUCGCCCCCGAGGCUCCCGACCACUCCGAACUGCGCCUCGACGCCGUCACCCGCGACAGCAGCGGCAGCUACGAGUGCAGCAUCUCGAACGACGUGGGCUCGGCUACCUGCCUCUUUCAGGUCUCGGCCAAAGCCUACAGCCCGGAGUUUUACUUCGACACCCCCAACCCCACCCGCAGCCACAAGCUGUCCAAGAACUACUCCUAUGUGCUGCAGUGGACCCAGAGGGAGCCCGAUGCUGUCGACCCCCUGCUCAACUACAGACUCAGUGUCCGCCAGUUGAAUCAGCACAACGCCGUGGUGAAGGCCAUCCCAGUGCGGCGCGUGGAGAAGGGGCAGCUGCUGGAAUACAUCCUGACUGACCUCCGUGUGCCCUACAGCUACGAGGUCCGCCUCACGCCCUACACCACCUUCGGGGCUGGUGACACGGCCUCCCGCAUCAUCCACUACACAGAGCCCAUCAACUCUCCCAACCUGUCAGACAACACCUGCCACUUUGAAGAUGAGAAGAUCUGUGGCUACACCCAGGACCUGACAGACAACUUUGACUGGACACGGCAGAAUGCCCUCACCCAGAAUCCCAAGCGCUCCCCCAACACUGGUCCUCCCACUGACAUCAGUGGCACCCCUGAGGGCUACUACAUGUUCAUCGAGACAUCAAGGCCCCGGGAGCUGGGGGACCGAGCCCGUUUGGUGAGUCCCUUGUACAAUGCCAGCGCUAAGUUCUACUGCGUCUCCUUUUUCUACCACAUGUACGGGAAGCACAUCGGCUCCCUCAACCUCCUGGUGCGGUCCCGGAACAAAGGGGGCCUGGACACGCACGCCUGGUCCCUCAGUGGCAAUAAGGGCAAUGUGUGGCAGCAGGUGCAUGUGCCCAUCAAACCCAGCGGGCCCUUCCAGAUUAUUUUUGAGGGGGUUCGAGGCUCUGGCUACCUGGGGGAUAUCGCCAUAGAUGAUGUCACACUGAAGAAGGGAGAGUGUCCCCGGAAACAGAUGGAUCCCAAUAAAGUGGUGGUGAUACCGGGCAGUGGAGCCCCCCGCCAGCCCCACCCACAGCUCUGGGGGCCCAUGGUCAUCUUCCUCUUGGCAUUGCAGAGAUGAUGAGAGCUGCGUGGCCUCCCCACCCCCGCCCCCGGCACACCAAAGUGUCUGCAUCGUACCAAAGACUGACCCCCGCCAGCCGGGGUGCCCAGGGGCAGGGCCGGCCCGCCAGGGAGGGGGCCUGCAUUGGCUGCGAGGAUGAGCAGAGAAACAAGGACAGAGGCCCGGCGCUGAGGCCCUGGAGCCGGUCGUUUGACACACACACGCACACACUCACACGCACACACACACACGUAUUAAAGCACAAGUUUCUAUCCGACCGGCCAGCACCUUCUUUUCUGCGGAGACAAGGGACUCGCCGGAAUGGCGUCUGCCACCCCAGGGACCUCGGCGCCACGUGGGCGUUGUCCUGGCUGCACCUGUUCCUAACUGGUGACCUUCCCUCGUUCCUAACUCAGCCCAGUGGCUUUACCAGAAGGGAGCCAGAAGGGGAGCUGGCUCAGGAGCCCCACCCUUGGCUGGACUCUGGGACUCCCUGGGAUGAGGGAGGCUGGGGUCAAAGGAGGCCCGGGGUACUUUGUGAGCUCUGUGAAUGUCCCUCUGCGGGCAGUGGCGAGGGAGGCGAGGCACCUGCCACACGCCCUUUGUUUUCAGGGCAAGGGCUGGAAGGUGGAGACCCCAGGUCACCUUGAUCCCUUGACCUGUUUGUUCUUGGACGUCAUAUCCUCCCCACCCUGCCCCUUCGGAGGGACCCAGCACAGGGUCUUGGGCCUGGGCAGUCUGAAGACUGACACCUUCCCUCCUGCCCCAUCUAACCCCACCCCACCCCACAAGGAGCUGGAUUCCUGAGAGCACAAUCUCCACCCUAGUCAGCUGGCCCAACCUCAGCACCCCCCUGCGUCUCAAGGGAGCGGGGCUGGGGGUGUGGGGGUGGGGUGCUGGCCAGCCAUUUUCUGGGCUGAGGCUUGACUUUGAGAGGAGCAGAGGAGAAGGCCUGUUUUUUGCGAGUUUGUGCCCCCAUGGUAUUUGGGAGUAGAGCGGAGCCUUCAUUUCUUCUAUACUUGGCAGGAAGGGGUGCCCUGGAUAAGAGGGUGUGUGUCAAGGGGGUGCCCCUGCUCCCCCUCCACUGCAAAGCACCAUCUCGUUGGCUGCUCCCUUCCCUGCCCAGUGGGGGACAGAGGGGUUUGCAGAGCUGGGGCAGGGGGCAGGGCAGGUGCAGGCCUCCUGUUGCCCUGGAGCUGAGCUCAUGCCCGAACUGAAAGGGCUCCCUGUCCUCGGGUUCUGGGUUGGGAGCCGAGGUGGGCACAGUGGAAUCUAGUGAGACCCUUGUGACCCCACCCCACCAUCCAUGGGAGAGAGGAGGCCCAGCCCCUUCCAGGGUGAGUCUUCAUGCACGUGUGCAUGUGGCUGUGUGUGUGAGCGUGCGUGUGCACCUGUCUGUGUCUGGGUAGCACUGUGGGUACAUCUCUGGGCAGGAGCGUGUGCAAAUGGGAGUCUGCACGCACAGUUACACAUACCCGUCUGUGAGGCCGGUCUAACCCCUGGCUCAGUACGUGCCUGCGGGAUGUCGGCAUGCAUGCCCCCUCCACGAGUGACAUGAAUGUGUGUGGGGUGCUGGCCAAAUAUACCACUGGCAGCCCUAUUCUGUAGCCUCAAGCUGCCUGCCACCGCCUGAUUUUCUACCUUUCAUCCCCUACGGAUGACAAAGAGCUUACGGAGGACCCUAUUGAAAUGCGAGCACCUUUGGUGGGGCGUGUUACAGGGCUUGGCCUGGAGCCUUCGGAGGGGACAGCAGGGGGAGCAGGGCAAUGCCAAGAGGCAGGGGGGCCCCGCCGUGAAGGCGGCCCCUCUCACUGCUCCGGGGCUUGUGCUGUCGUUACCAACAGCUGGGGCGGCUGGGCCAGGCCUGGAGCGGGGCCUUCUGACCCCCCGCCAGCCUGGCUGCCUUGCCGGCCCAGCCGAGGCCUCCCUCCAAAAUGAGUGGCUCCAGGUUCCCAGAAUGCACUUCCAUCCCGUCUGCUGAGUAUUGUUCCUUAAUUGUCCCAUCUGUGCAGGGUCUGUUUCCCCAACUAGACUGUGAGCUCCUCCUCCGAGUCUUCCAGCCUUCUCCCCCGGCCCAUCCCAACCUCAUGCCCAGCACAGGUGGGCCUGAUAGGGGAAUCACCGCGGGCUUUGCCCAGUGGAAUGGAUUCUAUAAAUCAGUGCUUCCAGCCCUGGCUGCAGAAUCGAACCACCAGAGGGUCUUUUAGAGAGCACGGAUGCUUGGGUCCUAUCCCCAGAGGUUCUGAUUUAAUUGGACUGAUGGGCAGCCUGGCAUCAGAAAUGUUUAACAGCUCCUCGGAAGAACCCAGGAAUGCGAACCACUGGCCUGCCAGGGGCUUCCUCUGCGCCCUUGCUGGGGUGGGUACAGAGGUGCAGAGAGGAAUGGCACUGGGCACCUCCUGCUUGGGGCACCGAGGUCCUUGGUCCUCCUGUGUGCAUGGGCGAGGCUGGUACCUGUGUGCGUGUGUGUGUGUGCGCGUGCGUGUGCAGGUCUGCAGGGAGUGUGUGUGUCUGUGCGUACUAACACUAACAGUGUGUGAUGGGUGUGCCGGUCUGUGUGUGGGAGGAUGGGGUCUGCAAGGAGGAAGGGUCUUUGUGUGUCCCGGUGUUCGUGUGUCUGGUGUCUGCCUGUGAGUCAGCACGUCUGUGUCAUGUCACCUGGGCUGUGGGCGUCAGCAUCUGUGCGCUGGUGGGUAGCCCAUGAAGACCCCUGGCCCAGGGGAGACCAGGCUGGCUGGAUCCGGCGCGUCUCCCCUGUGGCAGUUUCGCCCUCCGGGUCAGGGUGGCUGAGGCAUUUUGUGGCCUUAAAACAGGGAGUCCAGGGUCAGCUCUCAAGGUGUUGGGGUUUGUUCACUCCAGUUUCCCCUGUUUGAUGUCUCGGGGAGAUCCCUGGGGCCAGGUGCUGUACAGGCAGAAGAGGGGGAGUCUCAGCUGGGCUGUGCUGCCCCUGGGACCACGGGCAGCCACCCGGGGUACCCAGCUAAGCCUGCAGACCGUGCCCCCACCUCCCGGGAUGUUCCUCCCACCUUGCCUUCUCUGGGAUACCCUGCCGCCUCUUUCCCGUUCAUUCUCCCUUCUCCCUGUGCUUGGUGGAAGCCCCUGGCUCAGGCUCUCACUGGUGGAAUGGGCCUCAGAGGGCCAAACCCCUCCUUGUGUAAAUGAGAAAGGUGCAGGGGGCGGAUUGGCCCAAGGUCACACAGCCGGUUGGGGUGGAGCCAGCCUUGGCAGCCCGGUGCUCCCACCCUGGGGCUGUCACACUGCGGGCCAAGGCCUCCUACCAGGCAGCAGCGCCGGGCUUGGUCCACCUGCCCUGUCUUCUGGCGCUGGUACAGAUGUUAUAGAUUUUACCGGGCACCUACUCUAGGAGCGGUGCUGUCUCCCGCCCCAAAUUCUGGCCUCUCAUCCCAGGCCACUGCUUCUCCCACGCUGCCUCCCCCUGCCCACACUGGCUUUAGCUACUGCCCAGGCUCCCAGAGAGAAGGGACUGUUUCCCCUCCCUGGCCCUCUGUCUUCACGUGAGCCUGGGCUCCAAGGGAAGAUCGGUGUGUCCUGGUGUCCUUGUCCUGUGGGCUUCCCCCUAAGGACCAAGAGGGAUGGGGUGAGAGGGUACAAAGUCUUGUGUUUCCCUUUCCCUGGACUCGGAGAGCUUGGCAGUAUUUCCAAGGUCUGUCCCAAGGAAUGGGGUGGAUGAACAUGCUCUGGAGAGUCCCUGUAGGGCCACGGGUUCAAGUUCUGGGCUCUGGGGAGCUCUCCCCACUUCCAAAGGCAAGAUAGCACACCCCUCUCUGUUGGAUCAGGGCUGAGUGUGAGAGUGUGUGUCUGUGAGGGUGAAGGGGUCUGUGUGGGGGUGUGAGUAUGUGUGUGUAUGUGUGUGAGGGUGUGUGCUGGGGCAGAAGGACCACUCCUUCCUAGGGAGCCCUUGACCCUGAGAGCUGGAAGGGACCUUAGAGACCAUCUAAUCCAGUGCCCCCAUGGUACAGGUGAGAAAGCUGAGGUCAGAGACAUGGCACUUGCCCACCAUCACCCCUCCCUCGUGUCCCCUGAAUUCAUUUCCCAGAGGCCCCCCUAGGAGGACCCUCCCUCCCAGUACCUCCCCACCCCCUCCCAGCCACCCCCAUAAUCACCGUCUCAGCUCAACUCUGCUGGCCCCUCUGCCCCAGCGGUCUCCAGGCAUCCUUCCUGCCCCAGGUGGCCAGCUCACCAAGGCCUUUAUCCCCAACCCAGGAGAAGGGGCAGGGGAAGGAGGGGACUGCUCCAGCCCUGAGGCCUCCCAGACUUGAGAGAAAAGCCAACCCUUCCAUGCCCAGGCCCACCCCACCACCAAGGUAAAAGCACAACAGGAGACCCUCAUUCAUGGGUGAAAGGUCUUGGGGUUGUUCUAGUCAGACGACCCCAUCCUCACCCCUUUGCCUUGCUCUCUGUCUCCACCCCAACCUCUUUGUCCUUCUUUCACCCCCAAGCCCCCCAGAUGUAACCUCUAGUUGCGGACGCGGUUGUUUCAAUCAA